GGCUGAUACUCAGAUGCCUCAUAUUGUUUUGCGUGCCAGGUGGUAAUACGUGUUCUUUCAAUCAUUAGAAACCUGGAGACAAAUCGGUAACGUCGAUUUCCCAAUCCAUUCUUCGUAUCUACCAGACGUCAACUACCUCAGAUACUUCGCCUCACUAUUGCGGGUGCAGUAGAAAAUGGCGAAAGCAUUCUUUGCAAGACUCUUCCAACCGACUCGGUCCAACGCGGCUUCACUAGGGUCGCAAUCCUUUACCAACGACACUCCUGAGAAUAUGUAUGACAAAGUUGAGCCAUGGAUCAAGACCGACCUGGAUAUACCUAUAGACUCGACCAACCGCGAUAGAUGGCCCAGCCUCAUCUUACAAGCCCGAAGGCAUAUGAGAUGCCAUCCCUAUCACCCCCACCGUCUCCCUAAAAGCUACCAGCCUUUCCGGAUGGUGGUGGACUCUCCGGAAGAGGAGGAGGAGAUGUCAAAGAAGGAAGUCGACAUAUCCGAACCGCCCACGUUCCCCCUUUUCAUGGACCUACCGAAAGAGCUCAGAGACAAGAUCUUGCUUUCAUCAGAGGCCCCAAUCGUCAUGAACGGCUCCGUAGUCAUGGAUCAAGAAUGGAGAGGGGGCACGCAAGUACACUUCCGCUCGUAUAGGUCUUGGCAUCAAAUCCCUCUUUAUGCCGUCAGCCACGAGACAAGAGCGCUCGCCAUCACCUUCUUCGGCGAACCAGAUCCGCUCUCUAUACCGUUCAACGCGGCUGAAGACUUUGUACUCUUGGACUGGAAUGGAUCCAUGCAGGCUGAGCGUAGCUGGAUGGGCGACCAUAGAAGUCCCGGACCCGUCCUGACGAGUCGCCGAUGGAACGCAGCCAAGAAAGAGUGGGCGAUGCCGCGGAAUCUUUGCGAUAGGAUCCAGCACGUCAAAGUCGAUGCGCGACACGCCGCUUCCGAAGAUGCCGAAAAGGGGGAGAAAGUGCCCUGGCGGCUUGUUUUUGGGCUUCUCGGAGAGUACUUCAGUAACAUGACGAUGUUGGAGGUGAAGCUGUGGGAUUUGGAUGACAAGAGAUUUGAGGGGGCGUACGACCCUGUAGGCCAAGAGCUUUAUAGGAUUGACCAGCUGGAUCUUUUGGACGAGCUGGAAGAGAUGUCUGAAAAUGGGCGUGUACCGUUCCAGGCUUUACGGCGCUUCAUUAUCGCACCGGAACUGCAGACUCCUCUUCAGGCUGAGAGAGAGGUCCUGAAGUUUCGAAAAAUGGGAGGCAGCUACUUUAAAGUCUUCAGACAGGGUCAGAUCCCAAAAGUUGGACAGUGAGCACUGGAUCUACGAGCUAUUGGCCGCUCAAGGGAGAGAUACAGUAACCUAUAAGUAUUUGUUAUUCAGUCGGGACAAUCAUCACUUGAGUAAAGUCUGCCAAGACCCCCGGAGGACUUGAGAAAGGGAAGUCAAAAUUCACCGGAUAGAUGGGAAUCUUGAGUUUGUCACUAGUAAAGAAAAGUUAGCAGCGAAAUGUACGAGACAAAAUGGUCUUCGCUA
Molecule: messenger RNA, 1525 nt
Organism: Colletotrichum godetiae
Lineage: Eukaryota; Fungi; Ascomycota; Sordariomycetes; Glomerellales; Glomerellaceae
Exons: 1
Coding region: 176-1303 (375 amino acids)
Source: RefSeq, a predicted model, not a curated record